AUGGCGUCAGCAUCUGAAAACCCCGACUUGUCUCCCACUUCUCCAGGAGAAGAGGACUCUGACGCCUUGUUGUCAAACGUUGCGGAGAUUGAGCCAGAGCCUGUCCCGGGCCUUAAUGGAGUGCCUGCCGACCGCACAGAGCCUUACACACGAAUAACGCCAUUUCAAGAAAAGCACGACACAAGUGUCGAAUUCUUUUACAAACCUAUCACACUCUCGGCGCUUGCGUGCGGUUUAGUUGUCCUCGCUUAUGUGGCCACUACUCAGGAUGUCUUGGAAGAAGGAAGGGACAAGAGACGCGUUGGCGUAUAUGCUGCUAUAGCAUCGUUUCUACUAUUCGCAAUGAUCCAAUUUCGAGAUGGACCAUUCAUUCGACCUCAUCCUGCCUUCUGGCGUAUAAUUCUUGCAGUUAAUUUGUUGUACGAACUAGGUCUGGUCUUCUUGUUAUUUCAAGAUCUCAAAACUGCGCGGCAAAUGAUGACUUAUAUCGAUUCUAACCUCGGAGUUCCCCUGCCGGAGAAGAGCUACGCUGAGGAUUGUACUUUGACUGUUAAGAAUCUAUGGAAUGCUUUUGACAUCUUCUGCAUCGCUCAUACUCUAGGAAUGAAAGUCUGUCAAUUCUUUGAAGUUAAGCCUUACGAAUGGCGCGGAUUCCGACAAACGCGAGGGAUCCGGUCGAAGGCAAAAAGAGUGCUUAGCCAGUUCUCUCCUCACGACUUCACUGCUUUCAAGUGGGGGACGGCCACGGACUUCUUGCACUUUUCAACGGUCGUUUUACUACUGGCAGUAUUUCUAGCCGCUGAACUCAAUCCAUUCUACUUAAAGAGCUUGUUAUGGAUGGAACCCGACCAUCCUAUCAUCAUAUUACGCCUUACCUUUGUGUUUCUUUGCGCCCUUCCUGCUGUUCGAGAACUUUAUCAGUAUAUUAACGAUCCGCGACGAGCGGUGCGUAUGGGUCAGCAUGUCUGGCUUCUUCUAGCCACCAUCGUCACUGAGUUCUUGGUGAUUGCGAAAUGGGGUAAAGGGCAGUUUCCCGAGCCUCUACCGUCCAAGGUUAAGUGGGGCUGGGCAAUCGGAGCUUCGGUUCUCGUUCUCUAUCCCAUUUUCCAGCUGAUUGACGUUCGCAUACAGUUUGGAGUCCCUAGCGCGAGAAGGUAUCUCCGUAGGCAUCAGAAGAAAGGAAAGGCAAAGUCGUCAUGA
Messenger RNA from Psilocybe cubensis, 1200 nucleotides. RefSeq lists its product as uncharacterized. Gene Ontology annotation, biological process: phosphatidylserine biosynthetic process. The record is from RefSeq and is a predicted model, not a curated record. Gene Ontology annotation, molecular function: L-serine-phosphatidylethanolamine phosphatidyltransferase activity. The transcript is spliced from 10 exons. Lineage: Eukaryota; Fungi; Basidiomycota; Agaricomycetes; Agaricales; Agrocybaceae. The coding region runs from base 1 to 1200 and encodes 399 amino acids.